UAUAAACAGCAGCCGGCAGGGCCAGGAAGGCAGAAGCGAGGCGGAUUAGCCCAGCUGGAGGAUUUUGCUACCAUGGCGAAUUAUUCGCGCUAUUUGCUGAGGAUGCUUCCCUCACGACGUUGGCCGCUUCCCGGGCUCGGCUCUGUCUGGCUCAGCCAAAGCCGUCCGGCGGUCCGGCUCUUGUGGCCUCCCUCGGGCCACGGAUUUGUGGCGCAGAUGGUGGCUGACAUGGAGCACCAGCUCCAAGAGAUGGAGCGGCUGAGCCGGGCUUUCUUCCGGGCCUCACCGCUCGUGGCCUGGGAGCGGGAGAACCGGCGGCCACGGGACGUGGACUUGGAGGCUGCCACCGCAGCUGGGGCCGGCGAGAAAGAUGGGAACUACCGCUUCGCCAUGGACGUGGCCGGGUUCGCACCUGAGGAGAUGACAGUCAAGCUGGACGGGCGGAAGGUGACCGUGGUGGCCCAGUGCCACCGGGAAAGCCACGGCGAAGAAAAUGGCUCCUGGGAAGAGCGGCAAGAGCUAAGACGCGAGAUUCUCCUUCCCGACGACGUGGACCUGGAGGCCAUCUCCUGCUCCCUGGCAUCUGACGGGCAGCUGUGCAUCGUGGCGCCACGCCUGGCCACAGGAAGGGCUAUUCCCAUUGACGUGAAACCAGCAGUCCAGGAGACCUCUGGAGAAGACAGCCAGGAGAAGCCGAAGGACUCCUGAAACAGUGACUCCUCGAACUCGGGGCUCCUGCCACAUCCACGGACUUCGGCAUCUCUCAGCCCCCUGGGUUCCAGCUGACUCUUCUUCCUUGUGUGCCAAUAAAUGUUUAUUCUUUUCCAUGUG
Messenger RNA from Pogona vitticeps (central bearded dragon), 831 nucleotides. Its product is annotated as heat shock protein 30C. Gene Ontology annotation, cellular component: cytoplasm; nucleus. NCBI's taxonomy places the organism in Eukaryota, Metazoa, Chordata, Lepidosauria, Squamata, Agamidae. The record is from RefSeq and is a predicted model, not a curated record. Gene Ontology annotation, biological process: response to heat; protein refolding.